UUGACAAACAUAACAAUAUGAGAAAAGUAAAAAACUAAACUAAACAUGCAGACCAACAACAAGCUUAUAAUAAGAAAUAUUAAGAAAAAAAAAUUAGUGUAAACACCAAGGAAGUUUCUUCUUAAUCCAAGUCAAACAAUUUGAUCAAAUCACUUAGAAACUUUCACCAUAAAAUGGAGAAACAAAUUCUCACUACAAAUCUCCCACAUUUUCCUUCUUGAGGCAAGAAAAAAACAUAGUUUUUGUUAUAUGUUGAUAUGUAUUAUCUAGGCAAGAUUAGUUAUUUAACUAACUUUGUUCAUCUUUUGAUCAUAUUCAUAUUUUUGGUUCUUAGAGUGGAUUGUCUGAGUUUCAAUUACCAAAAUUUCACCAAGCAAAACGAAAAUGAUUUCAUAACUACUGAGCAUUCCUACAUAGAAUUUGGAGCUAUCCAAGUAACUGGCGAUGCUCGUGGUACUUCCAUCAGUAAUUUGUCUGGAAGGAUAUGGUAUUCACAGCCUAUGAAUCUAUGGAACAGAAGGAAAAACAGAACAGCCUCGUUUAAUUCAACGUUUGUGAUCAAUAUCAAACCUGAGAGUGAUCCAUGGGGUGAAGGAUUGGCUUUCAUAUUGACUAAAGAAAGUGGUUAUGAGUCAAUCCCAGAUGAAAGUUAUGGACAAUGGCUUGGGAUUGUGAAUGAAACUACUAAUGGAUCUUCUUUAAACAACAUAUUUGCUGUUGAAUUCGAUACAAGGAAAAGUUACCUUGAUGAUCUUGAUGAUAAUCAUGUUGGCAUUGACAUAAACAGCAUCAACUCUGUCAAUCAGGUCUCGUUGAUGGAUCGUGGUGUUAACCUUUCACGAGCUGUUGAUGUUAUAGCAAGUGUCCAGUAUGAUGGAGAAUCCAACAUCUUGAAGGUCUAUACAUUCAUGAGUAAUGAAACUGGAGUCAAUGAAAGAAAUCCCAUCAUUUCCAUGCCACUUGAUCUUUCUAGCUAUCUCCCCGAGGAUGUUUUCGUGGGAUUUUCAGCUUCAACUGGGAUAUAUAAUCAGCUUAACUGCAUAAAGGCAUGGAAUUUUACAAGCACAGAUAUUGGGAACAGUAAUGAAGUUAGCUUGUUAUGGUUGUGGAUCUUGAUACCAGUAAUAUCGGUUCUGGUUGUGUUCCUUGGUGGGGUUUUCGUAUAUUUCAGCUGGUGGAGAAAAAAGAAGAGGACGCAAGUGUUAGAUCAGUCGGAGAAUAUAGAGAUUCAGAUUCAGAAUUCAGCUACUGCACCUCAGAGAUUCCAGCUGAAGGACUUGAAACGAGCAACGGGGAACUUUGAUCCGAAGAACAUUCUUGGAAGAGGAGGAUGUGGAGUAGUCCUCAAAGGGAUGUUAGAUCAAAAAGAGGUGGCUGUGAAGAGAUUCUUUAAUGAUUCAAGUCAAGGGGCAAAAGAUCUCAUAGCAGAAGUCACAACUAUAGGCAAUCUCCAUCAUAAAAACCUUGUCAAAUUGAUAGGAUGGUGCUAUGAGAGCAAUGAACUCCUUGUGGUCUAUGAGUUCAUGCCAAAUGGGAGCUUAGAAAAGUUGAUAUUUUGCGAAGAAAACGGAAAAGGUUUGAGUCUGAAUUGGGAAAUAAGGUAUGGUGUCAUCUGUGGGAUUGCUCAAGCACUUGAUUAUCUGCACAAUGGAUGUCAAAAAAGAGUACUUCACAGAGACAUCAAAGCCAGCAACAUCAUGCUUGACUCAGAACUCAAUGCUCGUCUAGGAGAUUUCGGAUUAGCUAGGACAGUUCAAGUGAAUGGAAAGACUCACCAUUCAACAAAAGAGAUUGCUGGUACUAUAGGCUAUAUGGCACCUGAGAGUUUCCAUAUAGGUCGAGCCACAGUUGAAACAGACGUCUUUGCAUUUGGAGUGCUAGUUCUUGAAGUUGCUUGUGGUCGAAAACCUGGAAAUAGACGAUAUGAGGAGAAUAAUUAUACCAACAGAGUCAUUGAAUAUGUAUGGGACUUGUACAAGAUUGGAAGGAUCAUUGAUGCCAUAGAUGUCAGAUUGGAUAGAGAUUUCAAUGAAGAACAAGCCGAAUGUGUGUUAAUAUUAGGUUUGGCUUGUUGCCAUCCAAAUCCUUACGAAAGGCCAAGCAUGAAAACUGCUUUACAGAUUCUUACAGGGGAAUUAGUUCUACCAGACAUCCCAACUGAGAAACCUGCAUUUGUAUGGCCAGCCAAAGCUCCAUCGUCCAACGAAGCUUCUAGUGAUUCUCUCCAGGAAGGCCAACUUACACCGAUUACAGUACUCAGUGGCAGAUGACUGCAGAGUAUGAGGAACCUUUACAAGGUUAGGUAACUCUUUAGGAGGCAAAAGAUACCUGUAAAUUCACAUAUGUAAAGGCAUGAAUGUACUUUCUUUUUUUCUUUCUGUGUAUGUGGUGGGAAGUGGGAGAUUCCUUCUUCCAAGUGUUCGUAUUUCUGCACUGUAAAUAGUUUUCUAUUUAGACUAUUUCAUAAUCAA
Molecule: messenger RNA, 2471 nt
Organism: Solanum lycopersicum (tomato)
Lineage: Eukaryota; Viridiplantae; Streptophyta; Magnoliopsida; Solanales; Solanaceae
Product: clade XII lectin receptor kinase
Biological process (GO): protein phosphorylation
Cellular component (GO): plasma membrane
Molecular function (GO): protein kinase activity; ATP binding; carbohydrate binding
Source: RefSeq, marked inferred